AAUGAUCAGAUUAUUUCAUUUUAUCGGUAGCACUCGGUGAGCCGCAGGUAUAUAAACAAUAUCAACAAUGAAUUCGACAUUGUUGCUCAAGUGUAACGGAUUACAUCGUACAAAAAAAACUCAAAAUGUCGAAGGUAAAGGUGUACUACUUCGACGGUAAGGCAGUGGGGGAAAGCAUACGCAUGCUCUUGGCUUAUGGAGGCCAGGAGUUCGAAGACGUGAGAUUGCAAUUUGACAACUUCGCCGAAUUCAAACCGCAGACCCCAUUCGGGCAAGUGCCGGUGCUUGAGAUUGAUGGUAAGAAAUACGCGCAGAGCAAAGCUAUCGCGCGCUACCUCGGCCGCAAGUACGGGCUCGCCGGCAACGACAUCGAGGAGGACUUCGAGAUCGACCAGGUCAUGGAUCUCUUCUCCGACCUUCGUUCCAAUAUCUCAGCGGUUACACAUAUAAAAGAUCAGGCAGCGAAGGAUGCGAAGCACGCUGAGAUGUUGGAAACCAAAUACCCCUACUACCUGCAGAAACUCGAGGAGAUCAUAACCAAGAACAACGGGUUCCUCGCGCUUGGCAGGCUCACCUGGGCAGACUUCAUAUUCGUCGGUUACUUUGACGCCCUCAAAUUCUUCCUUCGAAUGCCGGACCUCGAGGAGAAGUAUCCAAUUUUCAAGAAACUCGUUGAUGCCGUCGUUUCUAUUCCAAAAGUCAAAGCUUACAUCGAUUCCUCGCCAAAAUCGCCAAUAUAAAGAUUUCGCCGUAUGUUUAAACUAUUAUAAAUAAAAUUGGUGAUAUAAGUAUAAGUAUUAUUUUGUUAAUAAAUUAUUUUUAUAUAUAAAA
Molecule: messenger RNA, 831 nt
Organism: Manduca sexta (tobacco hornworm)
Lineage: Eukaryota; Metazoa; Arthropoda; Insecta; Lepidoptera; Sphingidae
Product: glutathione S-transferase 2-like
Exons: 5
Coding region: 126-740 (204 amino acids)
Biological process (GO): glutathione metabolic process
Molecular function (GO): glutathione transferase activity
Source: RefSeq, a predicted model, not a curated record